CAUGAACAUUAAGAAUAGGGAGAGCAAGUACUUCUCAAAAGCGGCGAAUAGAUUCUACAUUGGAGGCUCAGGUCAGAAGCGAGUGCCAAAAAAUACGCAAAGCAUGCCCUUCAUGAUGGCGAAAAAUAAAAAGAGAUCUAAUCAUAAAAAUCUUGUAUCACGUGCCCAAAAUUUGCUGAUGGAGAAGGCAUCAACUCAGAAAUCGGUAGAAAAACUUGUUAGAAAAUAAGCAGAGAAGAGAACACUCAGCCAGCCAGAACUACAAGACUGUCCAGUCUGCAGUGAGUCGUCCAAGAUACGACUCAGUCUCUUCGAUGAGGUCUGAGAGACCAUCCUUCAAGAAGCUUGAACAAAUCACCUGCAACGAUGACCCUGAAGAAAUCUCACCUGAAAGAUCUCCAAAGCAGACCAAACAGAGGCAUUUCAGUAUGAAUGGAAGAAACUCCAGGAAGUUGAACAAACAGUAUAAUAGCUGCACUGAAAAGCCUAGACUCCCCUCAGCUCAUGAUGCGAAGUGGGAUCAGGCCCUCAAGAAGCAAAAGUGAGAGACUCUUGGUUAUUUCAUAAAUUGUGCUUCUGAAAUGAUGAAACAAAAUCCUUUAGCUUCUCUCAAGGGAUCUGUAACAAGCUCGUUUGGGGAAACUUCUCCGAUGUUCUCUACUCCCAAGCAAGUGAAAGGUAGAAAUUGGAACCAACCUCCUUUGAACCCCAUUAAAUCGCCAUGAGUCAAAACUCAGAGAGAUGUCAGAGAAUCUGAAGAGUCUUUGUUGUGUUCACCACACAGAAAUACAAACAGAAAGACCAAGAGAGUACCUUCGACUAGUAGUACCUUUAAAAAGUGUGAUACUGGGUACUCAGAAACCCUCCAAAACACUUGCCCAAGGAAGUCUCAUCACCUCAAGCGUGUGUCUUGAUUGACCAAUGGAACUAAAAUCAAGACCCAAUGUACUGAUGCUAGUGAGCUAGCUGAGUUCAUCGAGCUGGAGGAUCAGUGCAGAAGGAGCCUUCAAAACCCUCCCAAAAAAUGAACCUCUAAUGCUUUCAGCUUGAAAAAGAGGACCAAAUUUCACUCAAAAGAGGACAGUAAAAUGAGUACCAUAACCGAACCAAUUAUGGUUAAAAACAUCGGAGAAAAGGCAAAAGUACGAAAAACUGCUUAUAAAGUCCUAGACCUUGCUGCUUGCCCCAAAUACCAAAAGAGUACUUCCAAAUCACAUCUAAAACCCAGCUUGAAGAAGGGACUAAGCAGUGGAGCUAAAAAGAGCAAAAGAGCUCUAAAGAACCCUCCUUUGGCCAAAAAGAUGGCCAUAACAAUCUCAAAGAAUAAUGAGAUUAUUUAUUGGUAA
Messenger RNA from Moneuplotes crassus, 1346 nucleotides. Lineage: Eukaryota; Ciliophora; Spirotrichea; Euplotida; Euplotidae. The record is from the annotation of a GenBank genome assembly.